ACAGCCUUCCGGUAAUCUUUCAGGGCUCUCGCAGGAAAACGGCCCCAUUUGGAAUUCCGCCAAAUCCUGUAACGAAUCCUUCAUCAUCGAGCAUCUCGCGCUUCAAAUUUCUCCCGUAAAAGCAUAACGAAUCGAGGAAUAAAUCCAGAACGAAGCAAAGGGAACUUUAUCGGUCGCAGAAAAGAAACGGUAAUUUCGCAGUGAAGGAAGAUGAUGCAGAUGCUGGGAUUCCGCGGGGGCUCGGGGUCCAAGGACACCAACACUUCAUCGGGUUCAACCAACGGAAGCGCUAACCCUAGCUCGGCUGCCCAUGGGCCGGCGAGGCCCCUCCGUCUCGUGUACUGCGACGAAAAGGGUAAGUUCGUCGUGGACGCAGAGGCCGUCGCUGCCCUUCAGCUCGUGAAAGGCCCUGUAGGCGUCGUCUCUGUCUGCGGGAGAGCUCGACAAGGCAAAAGCUUUAUUCUAAACCAGCUUCAUGGUAGGAGUAGUGGCUUCCAAGUAGCUUCCACUCAUCGACCGUGCACGAAGGGGCUAUGGAUGUGGAGUGCACCAUUGAAGCGAACAACUCUGGAUGGAACUGAGUACAACCUUUUAUUACUGGAUAGUGAAGGAAUUGAUGCUUUUGAUCAGACGGGAACUUACAGCAUUCAGAUAUUUUCUCUGGCUAUUCUUUUAUCAAGCAUGUUUAUCUAUAAUCAGAUGGGCGGUAUUGAUGAGGCUGCACUUGAUCGUUUAUCUCUAGUUACACAAAUGACUAAGCAUAUUCGUGUUCGGGCUUCUGGUGGGAGGAGUACAACAUCUGAGCUGGGACAGUUUUCUCCCGUCUUUGCCUGGUUGCUAAGGGACUUCUAUUUGGAUUUGGUCGAGGAGAACCAAAGAAUCACUCCGCGUGACUACCUAGAGCUGGCCUUGAGGCCUGUGCAAGGAGGAAAGGAUGUGUCAGCAAAAAAUGAGAUUCGGGAGUCCAUCCGUGCGCUCUUCCCUGAUAGAGAAUGCUUUGCUCUUGUGCGCCCUUUAAACAAUGAAAGUGAUCUUCAACGCUUGGACCAAAUUCCUCUUAAUAGAUUAAGACCAGAAUUUAGGUCUGGCUUGGAUGCUUUGGCAAAGUUUGUUUUUGAGAGAACCAGACCUAAACAAGUCGGAGCAACUGUUAUGACAGGUCCUAUUCUCGCUGGCAUCACACAGACAUUCGUGGAAGCCAUCAACAAGGGUGCUGUACCCACAAUAUCUUCCUCUUGGCAGAGUGUUGAAGAAGCAGAGUGCCGCCGAGCAUAUGACCAUGCUACUGAGGUUUACUUGUCUUCCUUCGACCGCACAAAACCAGCUGAUGAUGCCAUUCUUAGAGGAGAACAUGAAGUUGCUGUUCAGAAGGCACUUUCUGCUUUCACUUCUGGUGCUGUGGGAGCUGGCUCAGUCCGUUUAAAUUAUGAAAAACUUCUUCACAAUUUCUUUAGAAAGACUUUUGAGGAGUACACAAAGAAUGCUUUCCUCGAGGCGGAUAUGCACUGCUCUAGAAUUUUACAGACCAUGGAAUCAAAGCUACGUGCUGCAUGUCAAGUCCCUGAUGCAAAAGUUGAAAAUAUACUUCGGGUUUUGGAUGGUUUAGUUGCUGAUUAUAAAUCAUCCUGUUUUGGCCCUGGAAAAUGCGAAAAAUUGGUUUCCUUUGUACAGCACUGUUUGGAGGGGCCGAUCAAGGACCUUUUCAAAAAACAUUUGGAUAAAAUUGAAUCUGAAAGAACUGCUCUUAAGUUGAGAUGCGCUUCAAAUGAUGACAAAUUGGAAUUGCUGAAGAAGCAAGUGGAGUCGAACGAGAAGCACAGAGCCGACUAUUUAAAGCGUUACGAAGAUGCCAUCUCUGAUAAGAAAAGAAUUGCAGAAGAUUAUUCUAUUCACGUCACAAACCUGAAGAGUAAAUGCAGCACAUUGGAGGAGCGCUGUUUGAGUUUAUCCAAGUCUUUGGAGGUCAUUAAGGGCGAGUCUGGUGGCUGGAAAAUGAAAUAUGACCGCAUUUUAUUGGAACAAAAGGCAGAGGAAGAGAAAUUGAGGGCUGAGAUUGCUGCCUUAGAGACCAGGAGUACUGCUGCUGAAGGAAGAUUAGUCGCUGUCCGUGAACAGGCAAAUUCGGCUGAAGAAGAGGCGACGGAAUGGAGGCGGAAAUACGAGUUUGUUCUGGCUGAAGCUAAAGAAGCUCGUGAUAGAGCAGCGCAGGCAUUGGAGCAUUCAAAUAAAAAGGCGAGAGAGCGAGAAGAUGCUUUAAGAGCCGAAUUUUCAAAAAGACUAGUAGAAAAGGAUGUGGAAAUCAGAAAGCUGAAUGCCAAUAUUGAACAAGCUGAACUGCAGGCUAGCAGUUCAAUUUCUAGACUGGAGGCUGCUGAAUCAAGAGCUAAGAGCCAUGAAUUGGAAAAUAUAGCUUUGAACGAGAAGACUAACAGACUAACUAAGAUUCUAGAUUCCACAGAAACUAGAGCCCAAUCUCACGAGAAAGAAUGCAAACUGCUCGAGCAACAGAAGAAUCACUUUCAGGAGAAAUAUCUUUCCGAAUGCAAAAAUCUUGAUGCAGCUGAAAGAAGAAGCAAAGAUGCCGAGAACGAAGCCAAGAAAGCAAUAGAACUAGCUGACAUUGCUCGUGCCGAAGUUGCUGCCGCUCAAGAGGAAAAGAACGAGGCUCGUCGCUUGGCCAUGGAACGGCUCACAUUGAUUGAAAGAGCGCAGAGACAAGUCGAAAACCUGGAGCGAGAAAAAUCCACGUUAAUUGAAGAAGUAACGAGGCUGCGAUCGUGCGAGCUGGAGGCAACUUCGAAAGCGGAUUUGCUGGAGCGAAGACUCGAAGAGAGGGAGAGAGAAAUUGAGGAAUCGUUGAGCAGGAGCAAUGAGCAGAGGUCUAGUACAGUGCAUGUUCUCGAGUCUUUAUUGGCUACAGAGCGUGCCGCGCUAGCGGAGGCGAACAAUCGAGCAGAGGCUCUGUCGAUUCAGCUGCAAGCCACUCAGAGCAAGCUCGAUGCUCUGCAGCAGGAGCAUGCGUCCGUUCGGCUUAUGGAGACGGCGAUUGAUAGUCGGCUCAGGACGGCUCAGGGGAAACGUUUGAGGAUGGAUUAUUUCCCAGCCACGGAAUCAGUUCAGGAUAUGGAUAUUGAUGGCGAAACUCUUCGAGACAAAAAGCGAUCGAAGAGUACCUUAAGCCCGUCUAAUCUGGAGCGAGCUGAAGAUGGUGGAUCUGUUUAUGGUGGGGCUGAUGAUGAUGAUAACCGGAGUCAAAGAAAUCAGGAAACGGGAUCUGAGGAUUAUACAAAGCUUACUGUGGUUAAAUUGAAGCAGGAGCUUACAAAGCAUGGUUAUGGAGAGCAGCUGCUGCAGCUGAAGAAUCCUAUCAAGAAGGAUAUCUUAGCCUUGUACGCAAAACAUGUUCUAAAAAAAUAGCUUCUUUUUUUGCUGGAGAUCUUGCGGGUUUUACUGUUGCAUAUAAUGUAGGAUGUGUUGAUUGUGCAAAUUUAUGGCCUGGUGUUUGGUAUUUAUGAGUUUAGUCUCUCUGCAUUGCCAAAAUUAUAAUCUUGGGAAUAUCUUGCCGACAUGUCAAAUGUAUAAGAUCAUGAAUCUGAAAUUCACCAACAGUAAAUUUCUAUGUUGGCAGUUGUUAUUCUUUCUAAGAAAAAGGCAACUCCUUGCCAUGGGAGGGAAAGUAUUAGCUCAGAUUCUCAAUUUGAAUUAACAUGUUCAUCGUUGGCGACAGUCUUUAC
Phalaenopsis equestris is the source of this 3734-nucleotide messenger RNA. Its product is annotated as guanylate-binding protein 1-like. NCBI's taxonomy places the organism in Eukaryota, Viridiplantae, Streptophyta, Magnoliopsida, Asparagales, Orchidaceae. Bases 211 to 3417 code for a protein of 1068 amino acids. The transcript is spliced from 14 exons. The record is from RefSeq and is a predicted model, not a curated record. Gene Ontology annotation, molecular function: GTP binding; GTPase activity.